This is a messenger RNA of Pleurotus ostreatus (oyster mushroom), 300 nucleotides long. RefSeq lists its product as uncharacterized. Bases 1 to 300 code for a protein of 99 amino acids. The record is from RefSeq and is a predicted model, not a curated record. Lineage: Eukaryota; Fungi; Basidiomycota; Agaricomycetes; Agaricales; Pleurotaceae. The transcript is spliced from 3 exons.
AUGUCGAGCUAUCAUACAGUCUCCCCCAAAUACUUGUUGCUAUUCGAAUCAAUCAAUCCGGUCUUUGACGUUCAGUCGGACACACGUGUCGCUGACAAUUUCUCCACUCUCAGGCUUCAGCACACGAUGCGUUUCUUCGUCAUCCUCCCCCUCCUUCUCGCUGCCAUCGCUUUGGCACGACCCGUUGAAGAUAACGAAGAUGGCUUCUUCAGUCCGAAGAAGAAGACCCCAUCGCUCAAAGACGGACUCCUUGGAGCGGGCGCGCCCGCUAUUGCUAUUGGGAAGGAGACAUCUGUGUGA